Pseudocercospora fijiensis CIRAD86 is the source of this 2817-nucleotide messenger RNA. RefSeq lists its product as uncharacterized. Bases 1 to 2817 code for a protein of 938 amino acids. The transcript has 21 exons. The record is from RefSeq and is a predicted model, not a curated record. NCBI's taxonomy places the organism in Eukaryota, Fungi, Ascomycota, Dothideomycetes, Mycosphaerellales, Mycosphaerellaceae.
AUGGACGGACUGUGGAACAUUUGCGAAUGGUUCGAGCUCAUGGCAGAUUUCUUGCUGCCUGGCUUGACCAUCAUGCUGCUUCCCGAUUCCCGUCUGAUCAUCAUCAUGAACCUUGGAACGAUAUCAAUGACUCCGACGACUCUUCAUCGAUUGCCGUUCGAACCGUUCAUCAAGUUCGUGGCGGUGAGGGUACCCGCUACUUUCCUGUAUAGCAGUCGGGCCGUAGGUGUUUUCUUCCAUGUUCAUUGGACAGCUGCUAGAUUCAUCCUGGUAAGUAUGGUGGAGUCAGGGUUGGCCAGUUCUGGAAUUUCUGAAUCACGUCGAAUGUCGGCUGUAGAUAUUUCUGGACGACUUCCCAUGUCUGCUGUAUGCGGCUUUCCGGGUCUCUGUCUGCAUCGUCAAAUUAAUGGUCGUCGUCUUCUGGCAUAUAAGUCAGACUUCGCUGCCUCUCACGAUCACCCGGUGAUGGAAAUCAUUCGUACCUCACAAUCAGCACUCGGAAUUCGUGAAGACAUCCCAAACAUCUUUCACACUUCAUUAUCCCACCCAUUCCUGGCCUUUCUGAAUUCCGAACUGCUUGAGAUUCGGCGAGCAGUCGUCGACACAGCUGACCUAGGAUCAUCAUCGGAUUUUGAACAUCUGGUCGACAAGUUUAUCGAUCGCAUCGGCAUUGAAUUGUACAGGAAAAUCCACCCCAAGAAUUGUAACGACCCGGACUGCGAAGAGGCUCACGAAGGUGCUCAGUCCUGGCCCUUUUCGGAGCCAAAUCCCAUCAGUGCCCGCUCUUUACUUCUGGUUGACGCCAAGACUAAUACGCUGGGAGGCGCUUAUCCAAAGAAUCUGUUCUGGUCAGUCAAGACUCACGAGAAGAACUCAAGUUUCUCUGCUGAUCUGUUCGACAGGAUUCGACUCGAAUUGCGUCAAUUGAUCUACAGCGAGUUCAAUCUUGGGCUUGUGUACGACAGGAUCGAGCCAAAAGAGCGUCAGGCUCCUGCUGUGAGGGACAUCGACAGCGACCACGAGAAAGAAGAUACGCUUGACAGUUCUCGUGUCAGUAGCAGCGAUAAGAGCGAACAUAGCACCGCCAUGCAAGCAACCUUCCAGCGGACGAUCGCGGAUGGUAGGCGUGUGAACAUCGAAAGGGACGUUGGUCCUCAGCAGCAAUCAGUCACGAGGAAUUCAGGAGCUGUGCACAGUCAGCGGUACACCGGGUCUGCUUUUGCCGCCACAGUCCAGUUCUCCGCCCGCGGGUUUGCCUCCUCCUGCUUUCUCACCACAGGUAUGUCCCAUGGCUUGGGCAUCGCGGAACAGUACGACCAUUUCCCAGACCACGCUCGAUCCAAUGGCGAGCGCGACUCAGCUGCGAUGCUCACAGAAGCGAAGGCAAAUCCCAAGACCGAGUCGACGCUUGGCCGUGGGAAAGCAGGAGGCUCAGCGGAAAUAAUCGACCUCACUGAUGAUGACCCAAUUGAGCCGCGCAUAGCUCCAGCGCAAGCAUCGACGUUCGUCACUCCAUUGGAAGACAAUCGUCACAUCAAACAAGAGGCAGACGAAGUUCAAGCCGGUGACUCCACAUCAGAGCCAUCACGAAUGGCCAACUUGGGAUAUCAGUCGAAGAAGGAAGGUAAACGUCCCGCCGAAAGCGCUGGUGAACGACACUCAAAGCGAUCCAAGACUGUAGCCAAAAUCGACUCCACGAGUCUCGACCAGGAUGACGACGAGGAGAUCAUCGACAGCAAGCCUCAGAAUUCCGGAUCAGAGCCUCCAACUGAGUCUCUCCGAUCAUAUGCAGCGUCUGGUCGAGAUGAGUUCAAUGGCUCGUAUUCGGAAGACAGCGCACGCAAGGAUAUUCCGGAGCCCACGCCUAGAGUUCACGGGCAGGUGAGCGGUCCGUCUGCUCCGAACGAACCUGCUCCAUCAAAUUUACUUUCCUUGACUGCGCCAAGCGAAAACGAAGGAGUAGUGCCACUACCACGCACAGCCCCACCAGUCAGUGAUUCAGACAAUAAGACGAUAGAACGAGCGAUAUCGUCAACUCCGUCGAAUAAUAGCCCAGUCGCAACAUCCGAUCCCUUCGAAGGCGUUGUGGCCAAGGCGUAUUUCCAAGUUGACUAUCCGGAUGUAGUCUAUCUGGCGGGAUGCACGGCAGCAGCCGACUUGUUUGCUCAACUCGAAGAGAUCCAGAAAUCACACCAUAAGCUCAGCAAAAUUGGAUCCGCGGAGCCGUUCAGGAUCGGGCACUCCAGGCAUGUCAAUCGUGGACUUGGGGCUUUGAUGAAGGCUGUGGAGAAGAAGGGUGAUGAUGAGCAGUACAUGAUGACUGAUGAUGAUGAUGAUGAUGAACGAUUCUCCAGGUGCCGAGUUUCAGAGUGCUGCGACAUGGACAUGGGUGGCCAAAUUGCCGUAGCCUGGGAUAGAUUGAUUACAUCCUCUUUCGAGAAGCAAAUGCUAGCGUCUGCCGCCCGAGGCUCGAGGCUUUUCUAUAGGAUCUUCAGCGACCUCACUUCUGGACUGCGGCAUUGCACAUGUGCCUCACGUUCUAUCGGUAGUAUGCAUAGACCUCCAAAGCUGGUGGUCCCUUGUGGCCCGAUCAUGCCACGCUUCGAUCGUAUCACGGCGGCCACGCCAGCAGGAUAUGCCCCGUCAAGCGUAACACGUCUCCCUGCCCGGAAGGCGACGGCGAUGCUUUCGAAAGGCAGGAGUGUCAGUCCGGAGGCAAUCGACUUCACGGCGGGCGAGGCUAUUCGAGAAUCCACUCCGGUUAUUCGAGAAUCUACGGACCCAGGGCCGCUCCGAAUAUCGUAUGGUGACUUCUGA